Messenger RNA from Mercenaria mercenaria, 5425 nucleotides. RefSeq lists its product as uncharacterized. The transcript is spliced from 4 exons. The coding region runs from base 19 to 1566 and encodes 515 amino acids. The record is from RefSeq and is a predicted model, not a curated record. NCBI's taxonomy places the organism in Eukaryota, Metazoa, Mollusca, Bivalvia, Venerida, Veneridae.
AGCAUCUUGACAGAAAAUAUGCUUCGGUGUUACGAGAUACCAUUAGAUUGUUGGCGUAGGGUGAAAAAAUUGCAAAGUCUAGUUUCAGAUGUUCUUACGAAAUGCGAAAGUGUUGAAAAAGCACUUUCAAAACAUGAUGAGAAGGCAGAAGCUCAUAUUCCUCUGAAAACUGUAUACGUUUAUACCAUACAAGACGAUCAAGAGUUUUUGAAGAUUUUCGGAGAGAAAGCCGAAGAAAUUUCCCCAACGUGUUUGUCAGAAGAAUGGCAUAUUGAGACGAAUGACGAGGAGAAUGAUUUCACACUUGGAGCAGAGUUUGCAGGCUUCUUUUUUGAAAACUUCUCUUUCAGGACUAUCAAAUCCGUGUCCAAUAAAACAAUUAUUCCCUACAGUCCAAGGGCAAUUGUGGCGUCUUAUAAUGAAAGCAGUGUUUUAGAAAUGGUUGUUUUUAGACCGCUAAAAAGAAAAAGUGUAUACCUACAAGGACUUCUCAAAGAGCUAAAGCAGAAAUCCGCCACUCAAGAUGGUGAACAAAAACGAAAAAUCAAGGAGAGUCAAACUGCCGUCGACUACCUAAUUGGAGAAAUAAUUGCAUUGUUCAAUAUGAGUAACAUCGAAGAGAAAUUUCACCCCAGAAUACCAGGCUACGAGUUGAUGGAAAUUGAUGACGAGGUUUCAAAAGGACUUUUUGCGGUUGAAAAGGGUAUUAAAGGUUUUGGGUACCGGUUUAGUACUCUGCAUAUCGACAUAGAAGAAAACAAACGACCAGACGAAAUAAAACAGGAAACCCGAGAGACAGCCAUAAAAGAUUAUUUACAAAAAUUCGGAAUCACAAACGUUGAAUUUAACUAUGUCUCCCCGUCUGAAACAAAAUUUACCUACGUCGGUGCCUCAUGCACAGUGAAUCAGAAAGUUGGCGUUCUUGGAAGUUUCGCUUACAAGACAAAUAACCAAGGGUAUAGUAUUUUGUGUGGCCUCAUCUCAAAACAUCUCGCUACUGCAUCUCAAAAUGAUGAUAGUAUUUAUCUAGAGAACGGUGAAAAGUUAGGUUCCGUUUUGUCGAAUACCACUAAGCAUGGAGGCUAUGAUAUAGCUGCUGUCAGUAUUGCCGGCGAUAUUGAACCACUCUGUUUUAAGGAGUUUAGAAAUUCGGACGGAAUGUUGGACCCAGGGAGCCUUCACAAGGCGGUCACUUUAGACGACUAUAGGAGACUACAGGAUAUUCCAGUAUACGCAUGGGGUCGCAAAUGUGAUAAACAACCAGGAAGAGGGAAAAUAACUAUUCCUAGAUAUAUAUGCGCUGCCUGUCCCUUACCACACAUUAUAGUGAUGGAUCAAGAUGCCUCUCGAAGAAUGGCAGAACCAGGUGACAGCGGUGUAAUUGUUUGUGUGGAUGAUUUAGAUAAAGACGAAGUUCUUUUGAUUUCAAUGUUAAGCGGAUCCCCCGAAGAUGAUAAAUUAUUCGACGAAAAUCCCUGUAGAUUAAGAACAUACACGACAUUUUCGUUAAAGAAAGGUGUAGAUCAGCUGUCAGAAAACACAUCCUGUACAUUUAAGUUGGCUUGAAAUUAUUUUGGAAAACUGUAUAUUAAAGUUCCAUAAUACUUUAAAUUUUAUGUUCAAACAGAUGAAAUAGCUAUCCAAGUAGAUGUUUUGCAUUACUACAUGGUUAGGAAAGCACUACUUUUAAUACUGCACUGAUUUUUUACAGUAAGAGCAAUAAGGGAUGUAAUUAGAAAUAACAGAUUCAUACAUACUUUCUACUGUGUUCAUCCGUAUUCUGACCUUUGACAAAUAUUAGAGAAAGCUAUUUUAGGAAAUAGGAUUUAACAAGAAAUAAGUAUAUUUUAUGAUCCUAACGGAAACUGUGGCAUCCACAGUAUAAGUGGCAUAUGCAUUUUGAGCCUUUAAGUGAUAUUUUUUUGUGUCAGAGCAAAUUGUGAAAUACAGAAAGCAAACGUUUAGCACGUGAAAAAGAAUGAGUAAUGUUUAAUGUUUCGUGAUAGAUAUCGCAUUUUUUCAUUAAAUUAUUUAUACCAGUAAAAUAAUUAGAUUUAACAAUUGUGAAUGCUACAGUUUAUGUAAUACUUUUUACAAAUUAAGUUCAGUUAAAUUAGCAGGUUUUCCACAUAUUGUGACAUUUUUGUAGUAAACUAAUAUAGCUUUUUUAAUUCAAUCUGACAGAAAAUGUCCAAUGACCAGUAUCAUCCAGUAUUGACUAAUCGACCACUUCUGACCAAUUUAUGAGUAUUGAUAAUGCUGUUUGAACUAAAUAAUAAUACAUGCAUUCACCUUAUUCAAGCCCAAAAUAAACAGUCAUUAUUUAAUUUUCCACAAACUCUGCAAAAUAACUUAACAGUCAGUAUUGACUAGUUGAUCAGUAUUGACCAAUCGACCAGUAUUGACCGGUAUUGACCACUUCAGGGAGUAUUGACCGGGUGGUUUUAACCGGUUUAACCACCCAACAUUGGUAUCCAGAGAGUAGACUUAAACGCAAGUUUAAGUAGGUAGAAAAUCAGUUUUAUAAAAAGGCGGUCUCGUUUCCGAACAGUUUAUCCCCCACGGCAGAGCCUCGGGUAGUUAAACCCUGACUUGCCGGCUAAACUUGAGUUAAGACAGACAGUUACCUAAUAUUCCCUAUAUCGUGUCAAAUAAAAGUAUUUCAUUUUGUAGGUCUUAUGAUAUGCGUUGUUUGUGUUUGGUUUAUGUCUUCAUUUUAUUCUUGUUAAAGAGACCCUACUAAGAGGUCUUAGCGUGUUUUGAUUUUGGUUAUCGAUGGAUUGUUGUUUUUGCGUGCACCGGUAACGAGUAAACAAUGGACUUUAUUCCAGGAAUGAAUAAAUGAUUGUCGAUCGUAGUAGGUGGGGGUCAAAAGUGUCUACUAUGCAUCCUCUUGACUUUUUCAUAGGUACAUUUUUUGUACCAAAUUGUUCCGCAGGGCCAACUCUUUCAAAACAUAAAAUGUUCCCAUGAAAAAAAUCUUUUGAUUUCACUGUUUCUAUGGCAACCGUUCAUUUUUGGAAAGGACAACCAUAUAGAUUAUAAUCGAUCAUAUCUUAGUCAGUUUUGUUGAUAAAACAAUAAAAAUGGUAUCAAAAUGGAGUUAAUGUUAAUUAACUAGUUCGCAUAUUCAUUAAUAUUAAUUAGAAUGUUACAAAAUCUAAAAGUCUCUCUGUGUUUUCUUAAAUAGUAUUUUGUAACUUUGAUGGUAUUCUUUUUACUACAAAAAAGGUAUGUUUAGCUACUUUGCAUAAAUAUCUAUUGUAUUUAGAUAUAUGUAGGAAGAAAUUUGAAUCCUUGUUAUCAAUAUCAUGAUUUCAUUGAUUUGUUUUAACUUUAAAGUAUUAAUUUUAACAUUUUUCUGUAAUUUUGUCAUCCAAGAAAUCCUCUGAAACAUUGAAUGUAUCCAUCAGUUUAUAUCAGAUUCUUAAUUAUGUUGCUCUUUUAUUUGAUUGUUUCAUUAUUGUUGUCAAUAAUUACAUUUUACAUCAGUUAUGUAUUCUUAUGUAUAUAUUCACUAUAUAUCAAUAUAUUUUCAUUUUUAUUUUACUUACUAUAGCAUAUUUGCUCUCUUGAUGGUUAGCUGUUAUGAAUAAUUUUCUGUGCUGCUUUAUAACACAGUAUUUAUAAAAUGGAAAGCAACCGUCAAAAGAAGAUCAUAGGCUAUCCAAAAAUUACUUUUUUUAUAAAUGGCAUUUGAUUACACUUUGAUUCUGAAUCAAUUUAUAUCAAGAUAAUGAUUUUUAGAAGAGGCGGCAGACUACCACAAAACCUUAAAUUCUAUUAUAAUGAAUGUGAAAUUGAAAUUGUCAACAGAUUUACCUACUUAGGAAUUGUUUUUUCUAGUGAUGGUUCCUUUAGUGCUGCAAAAACUACAUUAGCCGGACAAGCUUAGAAAAGCAAUAUUCACAUUAACUAAAUACGUACAUCAAUUUACGUACUUAACGCCUUUGCAUAAAUUAGAUCUAUUCGAUAUAUUAGUGUCUCCUAUUUUGAACUAUGGAAGCGAAGUUGUAGGAUUUGGUGAUUGUAAUGCUAUAGAAAGAGUACAUUUGCAAUAUUGUAAAAUGUUAAUAGGGGUAAAGAAAAAUACACAAAACGAUUUUAUAUAUGGGGAACUGGGUAGUCAUUCCAAACGAUGCAGCAUUAUAAAAUACUGGCUGAAAUUGAUAUAUAGUGAUGACAGAAAAUAUGUCUAUAAAAUAUAUCAAAUGUUGAAAAGUGAUUUUGAUAAUGCUCCCCAAACAAUUAACUGGUGUUCUGCAGUAAAAAGUUAUUAUGUUCAUUAGGUUUUUAUGCUGUUUGGCUACAGCAAAAUGUUGGUAAUAUUGAUAUGUUUCUAGUUAUUGUUUAAUUAAGCAAAGAUUUCGAGACAAUUUUGUACAGAAUUGGCAUAGCAGGUUAGAAGACUCGUCAAGAGCAUUAUUUUAUAGAACAAUACCGUUAUCCUGUUUCAGAUUUCACGAAUAUCUAAAUAUCAUAUCUGUAGAUAAAUAUAAUAAAGCAUUGUCCAGAUUACGAGUAUCGUCACAGAUUACAAAUAGAAGCUGGGCGCUGGACAAGGCCGACAAGUACACCAACAAAUGAUAGAAAAUGUUCAAGUGCAACGUCUUAGAAGACGAAUUUCCUUUUGUUUGAAUGCCAACUAUAUAAUGACAUACGAAAACAGUAUAUACAUGAAAAUAUUGGAACUAUCCAAGUAUGUUUAGAUUGAUAGAACUGUUUAGAUGUAACAAUACAGUACAAAUUAAAAACCUAGGUAAAUAUGUAUAUCAUGCUUUUGUUAUUAGAAAGGAAGCAGUGUAUGGUACAAACAAUAUUUAACGUGACUGUAUCUUUACAUGCAUGUAAAGUAGUAUAAAUGUAUAAUUGUAUUAGAAAAGUGGUACACUUAUGAAACCAGACAGCGAAUAUAUUAAAUCCAACUUCAUAAACACUUAGUAAUUUUAAAUACAGCUGAAUAUUAUUGUAUACACAUGCACGACCGUGAAACCAAUCUUACAUAAUUAUUUCGAGUUUGUAGGAUCGGUCCUAUCCGGCUCUUUUAUUUUAUAUAUACAAAGUCAAAUUUAUUAGACCGUUAUUACCUUACAUUUCGUUUCGGUAAGGUUAGUGCGGCAGUUUUGAGUCUAGAGUCUUGGGUCUAUCUGCCCAUUGACAUUAAUGAAGUUCAUUAAAUGUGACACUUAGCUUAUUUUAUGUUUCUUUAGAAUAGCAUAUUAGCAAAUAAAUGUUAAGUUUCAGUUAUUUUGCUUAACCGUAUACGUUUUGUAACGGUAUAGAGUAAUUAGCCAUGUUCUCAGCAUUGAGAAAUAUUGUCCGACAAUUUAGAUAUACAUCCUUUGUAAUGAUUGAUAUAUAAUAUGAAUUGUAAUUGUAUUAUUAUGUCAAAAUGUAAUAUGUCAUACCUUCUCCACUUAUAUAU